This is a messenger RNA of Cicer arietinum (chickpea), 2203 nucleotides long. Its product is annotated as sugar transporter ERD6-like 6. Lineage: Eukaryota; Viridiplantae; Streptophyta; Magnoliopsida; Fabales; Fabaceae. Gene Ontology annotation, biological process: carbohydrate transport; transmembrane transport. Gene Ontology annotation, molecular function: sugar transmembrane transporter activity. The record is from RefSeq and is a predicted model, not a curated record. Gene Ontology annotation, cellular component: membrane.
CAUAUCUUCCUUGAAAGAAAAAAAGAACCACAGCAUCCACCGGUCAUACACCUCACCGAACCACACAAACCACAUUGACAUUGCAGUAAAUGGGAUAGUUCAUGCUUUCCCUCGCUUCUACCCUUUUAGCAUAUCAUUCAUAUUCCAUAUUAAGCACAAAACAUAACCCCGUCAAUUAUGGUACUCCACAAUUCACAUCACACGCUAAAUUCCAAAUAUGUCAGUAAAAUAGUAGAAAUAGAAAUCACGAUCACGAGUACACACUGCCACAAUUACACCACAAGAUGAUAAGAACCGCGAACCCAACAACCCUUCCAGAAUUAUUAUUAUUAUUAUUAUUUUAAUUUCACUACUCUCUAACAACGUUAUAUCUCAUGCUUUUAAGCGACACUUUAACACACCUCACCAUCACGUUACAAAACCCUCUUUUCUUUCAGACAUUUUCGCAAACACCUUAUAGAUAUUGAAAUAAUAAAACCGUUUCUCCACAACUUAGAAGGAGAGGGGAAAGGAUGAGUUUCAGGGAAGAUAGCGGAGAUGGAAGGGACCUUCAAAAACCGUUCCUUCAUACGGGAAGUUGGUAUAAAAUGGGUUCCAGACAAUCGAGUGUUAUGGGGUCCACCACUCAGGUUAUUCGCGAUGGUUCUGUUUCCGUUCUCUUUUGCGUCCUCAUCGCUGCUUUGGGUCCCAUUCAAUUUGGUUUCACGUGUGGAUAUUCUUCUCCGACGCAACAAGCUAUAAUCAAAGAUCUGAAUCUCACGGUUUCAGAGUUUUCUCUGUUUGGAUCUUUAUCCAAUGUGGGUGCCAUGGUGGGAGCUAUUGCCAGUGGUCAGAUAGCAGAAUACAUAGGACGCAAAGGGUCAUUGAUGAUUGCUGCAAUUCCCAAUAUAAUAGGGUGGCUAGCCAUUUCUUUUGCCAAAGACUCCUCCUUUUUGUUUAUGGGGAGGUUGUUGGAAGGUUUUGGCGUUGGGAUUAUCUCUUAUGUGGUGCCUGUUUAUAUAGCUGAGAUAGCACCUGAGAACAUGAGAGGUAGCCUUGGAUCAGUGAACCAGCUCUCUGUUACAAUUGGAAUAAUGCUGGCUUAUCUGUUGGGCCUUUUUGCCAACUGGAGAGUGCUUGCAAUUCUAGGGAUUCUGCCUUGUACAGUAUUAAUACCUGGAUUAUUUUUCAUACCAGAAUCUCCUCGAUGGUUGGCCAAGAUGGGGAUGAUGGAUGAGUUUGAGACUUCGUUGCAAGUGUUGAGGGGAUUUGACACUGAUAUAUCUGUUGAAGUACAUGAAAUCAAGAGAGCUGUGGCAUCAAAUGGAAAAAGAGUUACAAUCAGGUUUGCAGAUCUCAAGAGGAAAAGAUAUUGGUUCCCUUUAAUGGUAGGAAUUGGAUUACUUGUACUUCAGCAAUUGAGUGGUAUCAAUGGAGUUUUGUUCUAUUCAACUAGCAUCUUUGCAAAUGCAGGAAUUUCGUCCAGCAAUGCUGCUACCGUUGGACUUGGAGCUAUUCAGGUCAUUGCUACUGGAAUCGCUACUUGGUUGGUAGACAAAAGUGGUCGAAGGAUGCUCCUAAUAAUAUCCUCAUCUUUAAUGACAGCUAGCCUUCUCGUUGUUUCUAUAGCAUUCUAUCUCGAGGGAGUUGUAUCAAAGGAUUCUCCAUAUUUCAGCAUUUUGGGAAUAAUAUCCGUUGUUGGCCUUGUGGUUAUGGUAAUUGGGUUCUCUCUAGGACUUGGACCAAUCCCUUGGCUCAUAAUGUCUGAGAUACUUCCGGUGAAUAUAAAGGGACUUGCUGGUAGUAUAGCAACCAUGGCUAACUGGCUAGUUGCGUGGAUCAUCACAAUGACUGCGAACUUGCUUUUGACUUGGAGCAGUGGAGGGACAUUCACAAUCUACACAAUCGUAGCCGCUUUCACCGUUGCAUUUACAUCAAUGUGGGUACCUGAGACUAAGGGAAGAACAUUGGAAGAAAUUCAGUUUUCUUUAAGAUAAAGUAUGUUUUGGGAGAGCAUACCAGUAGUCUCUCAUGUUUAAAUGAAAUGAUGUUGUAUGAUAUCAUGUAUUUUUAGUCUUGUGUAUUGAUUAUGUUUUCUGUAGCAAAUGUAAGAAGGGAAACAUCAGUGCAUCUCUUAUUUAUUUUAUUUUACUGUACAAGCUGCUGUGGAAAAAAGAUAUAUGAUAAUAAAAUAAUGAGAAAGAAACUUGUUUUGUAGUCAUAA